This is a messenger RNA of Danio rerio (zebrafish), 3486 nucleotides long. RefSeq names its product dihydropyrimidinase like 5b (gene dpysl5b). The record is from RefSeq and is marked provisional. NCBI's taxonomy places the organism in Eukaryota, Metazoa, Chordata, Actinopteri, Cypriniformes, Danionidae. Gene Ontology annotation, cellular component: cytoplasm. Gene Ontology annotation, molecular function: hydrolase activity, acting on carbon-nitrogen (but not peptide) bonds; hydrolase activity.
AAAUCAUCAAAUACGGAUGAUGUCGGGCGGCGGCUCCUCCAUGCGGAUCCUCAUUAAAGGCGGCCGGGUGGUGAAUGAUGAUGUCACAGAGGAGGCAGAUGUUUACCUGGAGAACGGGCGGAUCCAGCAGGUGGGGCGGGACCUGAUGAUCCCGGGCGGAGCAAAGGUGAUCGAUGCGACUGGAAAACUGGUGAUUCCCGGCGGCAUCGACAGCAGCGUUCACCUGCACCAGACAUUCAUGAACGCACACACACAGGACGACUUCUACAGCGGCACCAAGGCGGCGCUGUUGGGCGGCUCCACGAUGUUGAUCUCUCAUGUUCUCCCGGAUCGCGGCGCGUCUCUGCUGGAUGCUUUUGAGCAGAUGCGCGCUCACGCGGAUGCUAAAGCCUGCUGCGAUUACGCGCUGCACGUUGGCGUCACCUGGUGGGGGCCGAAGGUGGAGCGGGAGAUGGAGGUGCUGGUGGGUGAGCGAGGUGUGAACUCCUUCCAGAUGUUUAUGGCGUAUAAAGACACGAUGAUGCUGAAGGACUCUGAGCUUUAUCAGGCUCUGAACACCUGUAAAAACAUUGGCGCCAUUGCUCGAAUCCACGCAGAGAACGGAGAGCUGGUGCUGGAGGGGGCAAAGGAGGCUCUGGAUCUGGGCAUCAGUGGUCCUGAAGGGAUGGAGAUCAGUCGACCGGAGGAGCUGGAAGCAGAGGCCACACAUCGAGCCAUAACUAUCGGCAACAGGGCUCACUGUCCAGUGUAUUUAGUGAACGUGUCCAGCAUGUCUGCAGCUGAUGUCAUCGGUGCCGCCCGCAUGCAAGGUAGGGUGGUCCAGGCGGAGACGACUGUGGCUCAUGCAGUGCUCUCUGGGAUGCAUUAUUAUCAUCAGGACUGGGCUCACGCCGCUGCUCAUGUCAUAGCUCCGCCCCUCCGGCUCGACCCCAACACCCCCGACAAUCUGAUUGGCCUGCUGGGAAACGACAUCAUUAACGUGGUGGCGUCAGAUCAUCGCGCAUUCAGCACCAAGCAGAAGGCCAUGGGCAAAGAAGACUUCACGAAGAUCCCUCACGGGGCGCCCGGCGUCGAAGACCGCAUGAGCGUCAUCUGGGAGAGAGGAGUGGUCAGUGGGAAGAUGGAUGAGAAUCGUUUUGUGGCGGUGACGAGCUCAAACGCUGCUAAAAUCUAUAACCUCUAUCCACGCAAGGGCCGUAUAAUGCCAGGAGCCGAUGCGGAUGUGGUUGUGUGGGAUCCAGACGCCACACGGACGAUUUCAGCAAGCACUCAGGCUCAGGGUGGAGACUUCAACCUGUUUGAGGGCCAGCGGUGUCACGGCGUCCCAUUGGUGACCAUCAGCCGCGGGCGUCUGGUGUGUGAAAACGGCGUCUUCAUGUGUGCUCAGGGAUCCGGAAAGUUCUACCCGAUGAGAGCAUUUCCAGAUUUCCUCUAUAAGAAGCUGAUUCAGAGAGAAAAGACGCUGGCUGUGCGUGGUGUGGAUCGAGCUCCAUAUUCGGGCGACGUCGCCUCCGUUAUGAGCUCGAUUAGGAAGGAAUCGGGCUCUCCAGAGGGUGACGUUCCCAUGCGGACCGCCGCCACCGCCGCCAGACACACUGGCAUACGAGACCUGCACGAGUCCAGCUUCAGCCUGUCAGGCGCUCAGGUGGACGACCACAUUCCCAAAAGGUCCUCAGCCCGAAUCCUGGCUCCUCCCGGCGGACGCUCCAGUGGAAUCUGGUGAAGAUCUGGAGUUGGUCUCAAUGGCGACUCCUGUAUGUCCCUGUCCUUGUGUGCUUGAAGAUACUAAAUGUAUGAAGUGGAGAAAAUCACAAUCAGAGUCGCAUCCAAAGUGCCAAAAGCUGAAAACUGUGCCACAUUACAGCGAGAGAGAGGUAGCAGAGCAGCGUUUGGACACAUCUGAAAGGUAUCACUAUUGCCAAAUACGACAGUGUUUCAUGUUGCCAACAUCACCUUUAAAAGGGACCUAUUAUGUUUUAUUUACAAGCUGUAAAGUAAGACUCUGAUGUCUCUAGUGUGUGAAGUUUCAGCUCGAAAUAGCCCACUAAUAAUGUUUUCUAACUCUCUGAAACUGACCCUACUUUAAAACUUUGAUCCUAAUUGUGCCAUUUUGGGGGCUGUCGCUUUAAAUUCAAAUGAGAUUGUGGUCUUCUUGAAAGAGGGCGGAGCUACAAAUGCCUGUGCAUCAGCAUAGUGACAGCUUUAAAACUCGACUAAUGUUGCCUUUGUGAAAAUGUAAAGAAGCUCUAAUGGAUAGACAGCUUCUUCUCACUCAGGGCUGUUUAUGCUAAUGAGAGAGAGAGAUGGGCACUAGUGGGCGGGGCUUUCCCCCUCUGAUGACACGUAGUACAAAUGGCGAAUAUCAAUCAAAGUGUUUCUGCAGACUGUUUUCAUCAAGUCUGAUUAUAAAAUAUAGGGUUAAUUCAUGUUGACCAUUAGAGGCUGGAUAUAUUCACACACUGCUGGGUUUUAACCCCUUAUAAGAGUGAUUUUUGCAUAAUAGGCCCCCUUUAAACUUCUGUGUUAUUUUAAUAGUAAAAUUAAAAUGUGUCCAAGCGUUCUUCAGAUGUUUAUCCAAUCAGUCGGGUCGUUCUUCUCCAGAUCACUGUUAAUAAUGUUUGCCAAAAGAGAGAUGAGAGGAUGAAAGCAAGUAUUGUCUGAGUGAUUUAAAUCGUGUUUCCAUAGUUUCUGAGCCAGUCAUAUAUUUUAUUGAAAUCCACACACACUGAUGUUAGUGAUUGUGUUUAUAGUGAUGAAGCCCUUAUAUGAAAACAGUGUCUGUGACAGAUUUUACAUAUAUGUCUUUUACACACACUCAAAUAUAUAUAUAUAGUUUGUUGUUUGUCUUGAUUGUAUAGUAAUGAAAUAUCUAAAGUGAUUGAUUUUAUUAAUGUUAACAGGCUGAUCUGCGUUUAUUCCAACACUAACAUAUUCCACUUACAAAUGAAUUAUUGCUCAACUACAAAUCUAUUCGAUAAACAUUACCACUAAGUUAUAAGAGGAGCAUUUCAGAAUAUUCUGAAUAUAAAUAACAUUCUGAGAAGGGAUAACUUUGAGCAAGUCCUCUAUUAAUAUUAUUACAAGAUCAUAACGUUAAAACAACCAUGUGUGAACGUUCCCUGUUUAAUCAGCAGUUUAUUGAGCUGCACAUGUUCACUGAAACUCAGAUUUACGCUCAUCUCGUGUGUAGAGUCUCGUUUGUGUUCAUUAUUAUUGGUAAAUUGUGUGUUAUUGUUCCUGUUUUGUGUCCUGAUCCAAGCAUGAGCUCCUCCAGUAGGGCUGGUUUUAUUGGUGCUGUUUUUUAAAUGAGCAGUUGUUCAUUGCCGGUCUUGAUUUGUAUGGUUUUGGUGUUUUUCAGGAAAAACAAAGCACUUUGUGAAUCGGUUUGUAUUUUUGUGUUGUUGGACCUGCUGUUGGAAUUAGUCAGUCCUGAAAGUGAAGGCUUGUUUUAUCAAGUGCAAAAAUAAAAUUUAAAAACUCCUUAAA